CGGAACAAAGUGCUGACAGCCCGGGCUGUCUCCGCACAGCUCCGCGGACAUGGCAGGCAACCGAAGUGCAGGCGGAAAGGCGCACACAGACCGCACACCCCACAGAUAACUGCCACCACUCCCUCCUCCUCUUUUCUUCUUUCGUUCAAGGUUGUCUCUCUCUGUUUAGUAAAGUUUUGCACGCGCCUGUCUGGGACACGACUAAGAGCACCUCCGAGGACUCUAAGGCAGAUGUUUUUUGGGCAGGAAAAGACUCUAUUAUACAACUUUUAUCUCGUAUUUGGAUUUUUUUUUUUACGCACAUGAUGCUUUCUCUGUUUACGCAGAAGAGUUCAAGUUUUAUUCUAAGUGCGCCUUUUCUGCGGGGAUUCUGACGCGAGUGGAAACAGGAUUUGAAAUCUUAUUUAUAGGAGGACGUUCCUAGUUCCUUGUUGUUGUUUUUUAUUUGAUGGUCUCUACGCACUUGGCUACUCUUUCUAAUGAGAAGCCCGUAGCUCGGGACAUCCCACUUGGCCGUCUCUUUUUCUCCCUAACGCGGCCAUGCAGCACGAGCGCCUGCUCAAAGUUCUGGUCAUCGGCGACCUGGGCGUGGGGAAAACGUCCAUCAUAAAGCGCUACGUCCACCAGGUCUUCUCGCAGCACUACAGGGCCACGAUCGGAGUGGACUUCGCCCUCAAAGUCCUCAACUGGGAUCACAAGACGGUGGUGCGCCUCCAGCUGUGGGACAUCGCCGGACAAGAACGCUACGGAAACAUGACCCGCGUGUACUACAGGGAGGCGGUGGGGGCGCUGGUGGUCUUCGACAUGACCAGGCUGUCCACAUUUCAGGCCGUCCUGAAGUGGAAAGGAGAUCUCGAUUCCAAGGUUGCCCUGAGCAACGGGAGGCCGGUCCCAGUCGUUCUGCUGGCCAACAAGUGUGACCAGCGUCUUCACGGCCUGUGCCCUAAACUGCCGAAGCUGGAGAACUUUUCCCAGGAAUACGGAUUCGACAACACCAACAUCGACGCGGCCAUCUCGUGCCUGGUGAAGAGCAUCAUGUCGGUGGAGGAGCAGCGGGCGUCCGGCGAGCCGGAGGGCAGCAUUCUGGUGCUGCCGCGCUUCGACUACCACGCCAAGGAGAGGGGCUGCGCCGGGUGCUCCUCGCUGAAACCCAGACACAGAGGCAACGACUGAGAGGGGGGGGGGUCCAGGUGUGACUGGAUGGAGGGAGGAAUGGAACUUUUAACGAUAAGUCCAAAAAUGAGGUUGUGCGCCUAUAAAAAAAACAACAAAAAAAACAGAAACAAAACCCCAAAAAAUGAUUUGCACCUUCAUCUUUUUCUGCUUUCUUUUCGGAAACCAUGUUUUUUUUUAACCCAGAGCAUUAAAAGCGUUUCUGUUUCCAUUUAGUUAAGAACGCAUUUCGGAAAUAGUUAGUAUAAACUUUCAUCGUACGUGGAAAACGGAGCAUGUGUUAAAUUUUUAGAG
Molecule: messenger RNA, 1467 nt
Organism: Menidia menidia (Atlantic silverside)
Lineage: Eukaryota; Metazoa; Chordata; Actinopteri; Atheriniformes; Atherinopsidae
Source: the annotation of a GenBank genome assembly